AUGGAAGCGAUAAAGCAAGUAUUCACAACAUGCAAGGCCGAGGGCCGCACUGCCCUGGUGACCUAUGUCACCGCUGGAUUUCCUACAACUCGCGAGACACCUGAGAUCAUGCUUUCCAUGCAAGCUGGAGGCUCAGAUAUCAUCGAGCUCGGUAUUCCCUUCACAGAUCCUCUCACCGAUGGCCCAGCGAUCCAGAAGUCACAUGCUCAAGCACUUGUCAAUGGUGUUCGAAUCCCUACAAUGAUGCAAAUGGUGCGAGAUGCCCGCAGUCUGGGAUUGACUGCCCCGGUGCUACUCAUGGGGUACUACAACCCCGUGCGUGCAUACGGCGAGGCAAAGUUUUUGAAAGACUGCCGAGCAGCUGGAGUGAAUGGAUUCAUUAUCGUGGAUCUGCCUCCCGAGGAAGCCGUUCGAUUCAGGAAUUUGUGCAAAAUUGAGGAAUUAUCAUACAUUCCCCUCGUUUCACCAUCGACAACCGACAGUCGUAUGGCGAUGCUCUGCAGUAUCGCUGACUCCUUCAUCUAUGUUGCCUCCAAGAUGGGGGUGACUGGGGUAGCUCGAGCGCUGGAUACCGGAUUGGAGGAGCUUCUGAGCCGAGUGCACCGCUACACCAAAGGCUCUGUACCAGCUGCGGUUGGAUUUGGGAUCAGCACACGCGAGCACUUUCUUGACGUUGCUAAUUUUGCGGAAGGAGUCAUCAUCGGCAGUAAAAUCAUCGAGGUGCUUCAAGAAGCGCCUAAAGGUACUGGCGCUGACAAGGUCAAAGAGUACUGUCUCAAUGUUUCAGGUCGCAAAGAGCCUCGGAGCAUCAUACCUCUUCAAGACUCCAAAACUGGCACCUCAGCGGCAGGUCAGCAGAGCAUCGAACCGGAGAUCGCACUCGGAGAACAAAAACAUGCCGCGCCGAUGGGCGACAACACCCGAUUCGGCCAGUUCGGUGGCCAAUAUGUGCCCGAGGCCCUGAUGGAAUGCCUCACCGAACUAGAGACCGGCUUCAAUAAGGCGUCCGCCGAUCCAACCUUCUGGGAAGAGAUUCGCUCCUACGCCUCAUACACCAAUCGCCCUUCCUCUCUCCACCAAGCCUCUCGUCUUAGCAAGCAUGCCGGCGGUGCUCGCAUCUGGCUAAAGCGAGAGGACCUGAACCACACCGGCAGCCACAAAAUUAACAAUGCGCUUGGACAGGUCCUCCUCGCACGACGACUUGGAAAGACAUCCAUCAUUGCCGAGACGGGUGCGGGUCAGCACGGAGUAGCCACCGCGACACUUUGUGCACUACUCGGUCUUAAGUGCACGAUUUUCAUGGGAGCAGAGGACGUGGAACGGCAAGCGUUGAAUGUAUUCCGGAUCAAGCUGCUCGGUGCAACGGUCAUUCCUGUGCCUGGGGCACAUCCCGGUGAUGGAGGCACGCUUCGAGACGCGGUGAAUCAAGCCUUUAGAACCUGGGUUACUGAUCUCAAGACGACGCAUUUCGUUAUCGGGUCUGCCUUCGGACCGCAUCCCUACCCGACUAUUGUUCGCACUUUCCAGUCUGUUAUUGGGGAGGAGACCCGCUCGCAGUUUAUGGAGGAGAUGAAUGGGAAGCUUCCUGAUGCAGUCGUUGCUUGCGUUGGCGGAGGGUCAAAUGCGGCGGGGAUGUUUUAUCCUUUCUUGAAGGAUAGCUCGGUGAAGCUUGUUGGCGUUGAGGCCGGCGGUGAUGGCUCUUCAAAUGGUCGCCAUGCAGCGACUCUGGCUAGAGGCUCAGUGGGUGUGUUGCACGGCGUAAAGACGUACGUUCUUCAGGAUGAUGACGGGCAAAUCAUUUCAACACAUUCGGUAUCGGCUGGGUUGGAUUAUCCUGGGGUUGGUCCUGAGCUGUCUAGUUGGAAGGAGUCUGACCGGGCUACCUUUGUAGCUGCUGAUGAUAAGGAAGCCCUCGAUGCGUUCCGACUUUUGAGCGAAACUGAGGGGAUUAUUCCUGCCCUGGAAAGCGCGCAUGCCGUCGCUGGUGCUGUGAAGAUAGCCAAGGAUCUUGGCCCUGACAAAGAUCUUGUGAUUUGUCUGAGUGGAAGGGGAGACAAGGAUGUAGAGCAAGUUUCUAAGAUGCUGCCCGAAUUGAUGUCUGCUGGGGUGAAUUAG
This is a messenger RNA of Penicillium manginii, 2115 nucleotides long. Its product is annotated as tryptophan synthase. Gene Ontology annotation, molecular function: tryptophan synthase activity. The record is from RefSeq and is a predicted model, not a curated record. The coding region runs from base 1 to 2115 and encodes 704 amino acids. Gene Ontology annotation, cellular component: cytoplasm. Lineage: Eukaryota; Fungi; Ascomycota; Eurotiomycetes; Eurotiales; Aspergillaceae. Gene Ontology annotation, biological process: L-tryptophan biosynthetic process. The transcript has 3 exons.